Messenger RNA from Lottia gigantea (owl limpet), 702 nucleotides. RefSeq lists its product as hypothetical. The record is from RefSeq and is a predicted model, not a curated record. The transcript has a single exon. The annotation marks the transcript as partial. Lineage: Eukaryota; Metazoa; Mollusca; Gastropoda; Lottiidae.
CAUGUAAUCUUGUCUAGAGAAGCUACUAAACAUUCUCAUGUAACCCUGUCUAGUGAAGCUACUAAACAUGCUCAUGUAACCCUGUCUAGUGAAGCUACUAAACAUGCUCAUGUAACCAUGUCUAGUGAAGCUACUAAACAUGCUCAUGUAACCUUGUCUAGAGAAGCUAUUAAACAUGCCCAUAUAACCUUGUCUAGUGAAGCUAUUAAACAUGCCCAUAUAACCUUGUCUAGUGAAGCUACUAAACAUGCCCAUGUAACCCUGUCUAGUGAAGCUACUAAACAUGCUCAUGUAACCAUGUCUAGUGAAGCUACUAAACAUGCUCAUGUAACCUUGUCAAGAGAAGCUAUUAAACAUGCUCAUGUAACCUUGUCUAGUGAAGCUAUUAAACAUGCCCAUAUAACCUUGUCUAGUGAAGCUACUAAACAUGCUCAUGUAACCUUGUCUAGUGAAGCUACUAAACAUGCUCAUGUAACCUUGUCUAGUGAAGCUACUAAACAUGCUCAUGUAACCUUGUCUAGUGAAGCUACUAAACAUACUCAUAUAACCUUGUCUAGUGAAGCUACUAAACAUGCUCAUGUAACCAUGUCUAGUGAAGCUACUAAACAUGCUCAUGUAACCUUGUCUAGUGAAGCUACUAAACAUGCUCAUGUAACCUUGUCUAAUGAAGCUAUUAAACAUGCUCAUAUAACCUUGUCUAGU